Messenger RNA from Colletotrichum scovillei, 2311 nucleotides. RefSeq names its product endoglucanase 3. The record is from RefSeq and is a predicted model, not a curated record. NCBI's taxonomy places the organism in Eukaryota, Fungi, Ascomycota, Sordariomycetes, Glomerellales, Glomerellaceae. Gene Ontology annotation, cellular component: extracellular region. The transcript is spliced from 2 exons. Gene Ontology annotation, molecular function: cellulose binding; hydrolase activity, hydrolyzing O-glycosyl compounds. Gene Ontology annotation, biological process: glucan catabolic process. Bases 555 to 2075 code for a protein of 506 amino acids.
AUCAGACGAACCGCCAGAUGAACCAUCGGGUGAAGUGGCGAACCACCAAAAGAACCACUCUAGAACGCCGCCAAGGAAAUGAAGGAGGAGAAACCAAAUGAAGGGAGAGCAGGCAAUAUCCCGGUAACACCACCAGAUCGUGCUUCGUGUGUCCACAAACAAGCAAUUCUGCCCCUCACGUCACCUCCCACGGGGGCCAAACCGGUGCGAGAGGGCGAUGGGGCGAUUCAGCGGAUGCGGUGGCCCCACGAAUCCCAUCCACAUAGCAGGGAUCUCGACCUUCACCGUUCCGGCCAGUCGGCACCAUGAUCAGUCUAGGUUGCACUGGGACGGUAAUCUCAACUCCAGGAGUAACACAAAUAUAAGACCUCGAGCCAGACUUGCUAUCUCGGAGAAAGAAUACCGCUGUUCGUUGCAUCCUACCAAGUUUCUUCUUCUCCCUCGUUCAGGGCCUUACACUCUUUUGCAUCACCACGUUCAUUCACAAACUUUAGUCACUCUUUUUCAGACUUCGACACACACACUCUCUUUUUACCCUGAAUCUGGAAUUCAUCAUGAAGGGACUCAUUCUCAGCACCGCUCUCGUCAGCGGAGCCAUGGCCGCGGCCGGCCCCUACAUGCCCUGCGGCGGCAAGGGAUUCACCGGCGAGACGACCUGCGUGUCCGGUUACACGUGCACAGUCCAGAACGAAUACUACAGCCAGUGCGUCCAAGGAAGCGCCGCCGGCGCCGUCAGCGCCCAGGCCCAGGCCACCACCCUGAGGACAUCGACGAGACGGUCUUGUAAGUCCAAACCGGCUUACGCCAGCGACGUCGCGCCGCAUGUGCCCACGACGACUAGCUCGCCUUCUUCGAUCUCGGCCCCCGCCGUCGUUUCCGUGUCAUCAUCCGCGAAGCCCGUUGACACCAAGCCAGCUUCGUCGAUGUCUACUCACGCCGCCUCGAUCGUCAUCCCCGUCAAGUCUUCGAGUGCCCCCGUCAAGUCUUCGGCUACUUCUGCCAAGCCCUCUGCUGCUGAGGUGAAGCCUACCACCACUGCUGCUAAGCCCUCAACUACCUCGGCUGCUCCCGUCACCACGAAGGCUUCUUCGUCCUCCAAGGCUGCCGCCCCUACUUCUGCGUCCGCCCCCGCCGCGUCCGCUUCAUCGACUCCUGUCAAGAGCGGAAAGUUCAAAUGGUUCGGUAUCAACCAGUCCGGCGCCGAGUUCGGUCCCGGCUCCCUUCCCGGCACCGUCGGCAAGGACUACGUCUUCCCUGACGCCAACUCCAUCACUACCCUCCUGAAGGAUGGAUACACGACCUUCCGUGUCAGCUACCUCAUGGAACGUCUCGUUCCCAGCGGCCUCACCGGCACAUUCGACGCCGCCUACCUCGCCGGCCUGACCAAGGCGAUUGAGCAAAUCACCUCCGCCGGCGGCUACGCCGUCCUCGACGCCCACAACUACGGCCGCUUCCAGAACAACAUCAUCACUGACACCGCCGCCUUUAAGACUUACUUCACCAACCUGGCCACGCAGUUCAAGUCCAACGCCAACGUCGUGUUCGACACCAACAACGAGUACAACUCCAUGGACCAGGACCUCGUCCUCAAGCUCAACCAGGCCGCCAUCGACGGUAUCCGCGCCACCGGCUCCGAGAACUGGAUCUGGGCCGAGGGUAACUCCUGGACCGGCGCCCACAGCUGGACGAGCGUCAACGACAACAUGAAGGGCCUGACGGAUCCUCUCGACAAGACUGUCUACGAGAUGCACCAGUACCUUGACAGCGACAGCAGCGGUACCUCUGCCGACUGCGUCUCCGCCACCAUCGGAGUCGAGCGUGUCAAGGACGCCACCGCGUGGCUCCGCACCAACAAGAAGGUCGGUGUUCUCGGCGAGUUCGCCGGCGGCGCCAACGCCCAGUGCAAGGAGGCCGUCGCCGGUCUGCUCGACUACCUCCAGGAGAACAGCGACGUGUGGCAGGGAGCCGCGUUCUGGGCCGCUGGAUCGAUGUGGGGCUCUUACAUUUUCUCUUUCGAGCCCGAGACGGGCACUGGAUACAACUACUACAACGAGUUGUUGAAGACAUACCAGUAAAGGAUCGGGCAGAACCGCAAGGGCCCAAGGCGGCUAGAUUAACUCUGGGAAAAGUUGAUUUAAUUUCUUGUAUAUAAAGUAGAAACUUCUCAGGAUAUUCCAGGGACGCUUGGCUGAGGCCGUGAUUGGCAUCUCGAGAUGUCGUGAUGGCUUCAUUUAUGCACUCAAGGGCUAGGUCCCGUCACCUGAUCUCAUAACAUAGUCGCAGCGCUAAACCAUUGAGACGCCCGCGCAGC